Messenger RNA from Darwinula stevensoni, 3156 nucleotides. The record is from the annotation of a GenBank genome assembly. NCBI's taxonomy places the organism in Eukaryota, Metazoa, Arthropoda, Ostracoda, Podocopida, Darwinulidae.
AUGAAACUGAACAUCUGCGAGGAUUAUCUGAAGGAGAAUGGUUGCAACAAGAAGCGAUGCCAAUCCCUUCAUAUUUGCCCGAAAUUCUUGUUUGAUCUUUGUGAUGAUGACAUGUGUGAUGCCGGUCACGACUUAUCAACAAAUCAGAACCUUCGAGUCCUCAAGGAUUUUCACGUGGAGGACAACGAUGUCGAAGACGUGAAAAAACUGUUGAAAAGGGGUACAGUGGUCCCUGACCUAUGCCAGGACUUCAAUCUUGGAGAAUGUUGCAAUCAUGCAUGCAACAGACUGCAUCUCUGUGCUGAUUACGUCAUGGGAGCUUGCCGAAAAUGUAAUAUAAAUCACAAUCCUUUGAAUAAUCAGUGUAAAAGAGUGUUAAAGAAAGCCAAUAUCAAACUGCAACAAACUCCAAAGGACCUCAAAUUACUCUUAAAGAAGAGAUGUGACAACUUGAAAUACAUCGUGACACUGAAAGCAUUGCAAAGGGAGAGUGAAAAGGAGGAUGACAGUGAUGAAAACGAAGAAAGAAGACUUAAAGAAAUUUCGAGGGAAAAGGAGGAUGACAGUGAUGAAAACGAAGAAAGAAGACCUAAAGAAAUUUCCAGGAAAAAGGGAGCGAAAUUAGAAUUAUCGAGAUCGGCAUCCCCGGGUUGCAACUUCAACGAAGAUUCUCCAGUCCAAACCAACUCGAAGCCAAAAAAAGGUUUGGGAAGAGGGAACCAAGAGUUUCGUCUGGCUGAAAAAAUGAAGAAGUAUUGCGACACAAAAGAUGGAUAUAUAUACGAAGUAAAACCAAAGAGAACGAAAGAAGACUCUCGGAAUCUCGUGCGAAAACUGGAGAUUAGUGAUAACAUAAUAAGUGAUGAAGCAGAAAGGGUGCUCAUGAUUGUCGGAGCCACAGGAGCAGGAAAGAGCACGCUCAUCAAUGGAAUCGUGAAUUAUGCUUACGGAGUGGAGUGGGACGACAAUUUCCGCUUCAAAGUGAUACGUGAAGAAGGAAACGAGAAGUUCGAAGCCCAGAGUCAAACCAAGUGGAUCUCUGCAUACGUCAUACCCAAGCAGCAAGGAAUCGCCAUUCCCUACACCCUGACCGUCAUCGAUACGCCUGGGUUUGGUGACACUGCAGGAAUAAAAAAGGACGGUGAGUUGAAGAAUCAGAUCCGGGAGUUCUUCUCGUGCAGCGGACAAGUCGGGGUGGAUCACCUUGAUGGAAUUGGCUUUGUAGUCCAGGCCUCCCAAGCCAGGCUUACACCCUCACAAAAGUAUGUUUUUGACUGUGUACUAUCCCUGUUCGGGAACGAUGUCAAAGACAGCAUUUUCCUGUUGGCCACUUUUGCUGACAACCAGACCCCACCAGUAUUGACCGCCGUCAAGGAAGCAAGCAUUCCAUGUCAAAAAGUAUUUAAAUUUAACAACUCCGCUCUCUUCGCGAAAGUUAGAGAUGACGAGCUAUUGAAGGAAUUUGAUCAAGCCUACUGGAAAAUGGGCAUGCAAAGCUUUCAGGAGUUCUUCCAGGAAUUUAAAAGCGCCACACCCGUGAGCAUAACACUGACGAAAGAAGUUUUGCAUAAGCGGCGACGAUUAGAAGAAGCACUCCAUGACAUCAAGUUAAAACUUGAUGCAGCUCUGGACAGGCUUGAGUUGCUGAGGGAAGCAUGUGCAACAAGACAACCUGGAUUGAAGAAACUACGAAAAUGUCCGAGCCCGCAAUCCUCUGAAAAAGAAGAGGAAGAAGAAGCACCUAUUCCUUGGUCGAGAUUGAAACGUAAGAAUCCCACUUCCCCGCCAGAAGAGAAACGUUUACUAAAGAAAUUGACAAGAGACUUCAACAAGAAAAGAGAAAAAGUUUUCACGCUUGUUAAAGAAGCACAUGAAUGCAAGCAGAAACUUGAUGCCAUAGCAUUGAAGCCUGAUCCGUUGGGAUUCACCGAUUACAUUGACAUGUUGAUCCAUAGCGAACAAUUUGAAAACCGACCGGGUUACAUGCAGAGGAUCAAAUAUCUUGAUGAAGCACGUGCUAAAGCUGAAUUAACAAAAGGCCUCAUGGAAAACAUUAAUCCUUCUGAAGCGUAUAAGGAGCUUGAUAUUUCCGACUUUGAUCCAUCCGAUCCUACAGCAUUUGGAUCUAAAAACUUCCGCGGGAAUACUGCUGACAAUAUGACAAAGAAGGAGAGAUCAUUUGGACAACCGCGACCAGACUUGAAGCCAAAGACAGCAAUCCUCAAGACUUUGCAGGUGAAAGAGGAGACGGAUCUUAAAGCUGAACCUGUCGAAGGCAUUGAACAGGCACAAUCAGAAAACCUGAAAAACCAGCUGGAAAAACUCAGGAUUGACCUAGGAAAGAUGCAGGAGCAAAAUAACCUGCAGAAACGUGAGAUGUCGGAGUUGGAGAAUGACUUAAAGAAGGAGUCCAUCGCCCAUGCAAUCACUAGAGAUAAAUACGAAGCACUCCUAUCUCAAUUCACUAAGAUUGAAGGUGAAAAGGUAAUGCUGGAGAAGCGGCUGGAAAAUGUAUCGAAGCAUGAGGUAAAUAAAGAAAUGCCACAGACUCAGACAAAAGAAGACGCCGGCCUCGAGGAUCGCAUAAAGAAACUGGAAGAAAUGUGCAAGCGACACCAGAAGAAAAACCAAGAGAAGUUUCGUUCCUUCGAAGAACAACUAAGCAGGCAAAGCAUCCAAUUACAAGAGAUGAAGCCACGGCAUGAAAGCGAGAAAGGAAAACGUCAGCCUACAAGAAUGCAUUUUAAUGAAGAUGAUGACAAUAUAUAUGAGACAGAAGAACAACCCCAAGAAAUCCAGAAACAGACGUCUGAAAUUUCCCAACUUCAUGGUGGCAAGAAAGGCAAUAGUGUGAGUGAGGAUAUUCGUCUGGCUGUAAAGAUGAAGGAGUCCUGGAAAAAUGGAGAUGGAUUUGUGUAUGAAGUGUCACCAAAGAAUACUAAGGAAAUUUCCAAAUAUCGAUUGGCCAAGUACGAUAUUGGCGAUGGAACACCAGACGGAGUGGGAAAGGUACUCAUGCUCGUCGGAGCCACGGGAGCAGAAGUCCUCCCGUCCCUGGAUGGUUCCAAUACUUGUAAGUCACCAGUUUGUGAAUACAGCAUGUCGGGGUGCAAGAGCAUAGGAGUUUUGCAGUCAGCCAUUAGUUUCUUCGUCUAA